Molecule: messenger RNA, 2280 nt
Organism: Panicum hallii
Lineage: Eukaryota; Viridiplantae; Streptophyta; Magnoliopsida; Poales; Poaceae
Product: protein NRT1/ PTR FAMILY 2.11-like
Exons: 3
Coding region: 133-1902 (589 amino acids)
Biological process (GO): transmembrane transport
Cellular component (GO): plasma membrane
Molecular function (GO): transmembrane transporter activity
Source: RefSeq, a predicted model, not a curated record
GGUAGGCAUGAUGCUCCUCUCAUUACUGACAGGCGCCAGAGACCAGAAGCGCGCACCAGCCACCAGGGAGCGCGCUCGUCUCCCCCGGGAAGAAGAAGCAGCAGGAGGAGAGCAGGCGGCGAGCACGCGAGAAUGCGCGCCGGCGGGCGGGAGGACGAGGAGGCGUCGCGGAAGCUCAAGAGCAUGGACGUGGACAAGGCGGAGAACGGCGGGGGCGCCGGGGAGGAGAGCCCGCGGCCCGCCGUCAAGUACUACGGCUGGAAGGCCAUGCCCUUCAUCAUCGGCAACGAGACGUUCGAGAAGCUGGGGACGCUGGGCACGUCGGCGAACCUGCUGGUGUACCUGACGCAGGUGUUCCACAUGCGGAGCGUGGACGCCGCCACCCUCCUCAACGGGCUCAACGGCACCACCAGCCUCGCCCCCAUCAUCGGCGCCUUCCUCUCCGACGCCUACCUCGGCCGCUACCUCGCGCUCGCCAUCGCCUCCGUCGCCUCCCUCAUCGGAAUGUUCCUGCUGACGCUGACGGCCGGCGCGGACAGCCUGCACCCGGCGGAGUGCCCCGCGGCGGACGGUCCCUGCGGGAACAAGGCGACCUCGUACCAGCUCGCGGUGCUCUUCAUGGCCUUCGCGUUCCUGGUGCUGGGCUCCGCGGGCAUCCGCCCCUGCAGCAUGCCCUUCGGCGCCGACCAGUUCAACCCCCACACCGAGUCCGGCCGGCGCGGCAUCAACAGCUUCUUCAACUGGUACUACUUCACCUUCACCGCCGCCAUGAUGAUCUCGGCCACCGUCAUCAUCUACGUCCAGAGCAACGUCAGCUGGCCCAUCGGUCUCGGCAUCCCCACGGCGCUCAUGUUCCUCGCCUGCGUGCUCUUCUUCAUGGGCACCAGGCUGUACGUGCGCGUCACCCCCGAGGGGAGCCCCUUCACCAGCGUCGUGCAGGUGCUGUCGGCCGCGCUCAAGAAGCGGUCGCUGAAGCAGCCCAAGGACCCGAAGCAGGACCUCUUCGACCCGCCGCACACCAGCGCCAUGGUCACCAAGCUCGCGCACACGGACCAGUUCCGGUGCCUCGACAAGGCGGCCAUCGUGGCGUCGCCCGAGGAGGUGCGCCCGGGCGGCGCCGCGCCGGCGGACCCCUGGAGGCUCUGCAGCGUGCAGCAGGUGGAGGAGGUGAAGUGCCUCAUCCGCAUCGUGCCGGUGUGGUCGACGGGGAUCAUCUACUACGUGGCCGUGGUGCAGCAGUCCACCUACGUGGUGCUCUCCGCGCUGCAGUCCGACCGCCGCCUCGGCAACUUCCACAUCCCCGCGGCGUCCUUCACCGUCUUCGCCAUGCUCGCGCAGACGCUCUGGAUCCCCUUCUACGACCGCCUGCUGCUGCCCAAGCUCCGGAAGGUAACCGGCAAGGAGGAGGGGUUCACGCUGCUCCAGCGCCAGGGCAUCGGCAUCGCGCUCUCCACCGUCGCCAUGGUCAUCUCGGCCAUCGUCGAGGACAGGCGCCGCGCCAUCGCGCUGAGCCACCCGACGCUGGGCACCACCAUCACUGGCGGGGCCAUCUCGGCCAUGUCCAGCCUGUGGAUGGUGCCGCAGCUCAUGGUCCUGGGCCUGUCGGAGGCGUUCAACCUCAUCAGCCAGAUCGAGUUCUACUACAAGGAGAUCCCCGAGCACAUGCGGAGCGUGGCGGGGGCGCUGGCCUUCUGCAACCUGGCGCUCGGCAACUACCUCAGCGGAUUCCUGGUGACCAUAGUGCACCGGACGACGGGCUCCGGGCGGAACUGGUUGGCGCAGGACCUCAACAAGGGUCGGCUCGACCUCUUCUACUGGACCAUCGCCGGCAUCGGCGUCUUCAACUUCAUCUACUUCGUCAUCUGUGCCAGGUGGUACAGGUUCAAGGGGACCAGCAACUGAUCGCCCUGAGGAGGUGGGCCGGGUCAUCGUCAUCUCACGAGUGCAGGCAUCAAUGAGCUCUGAACUAUGUGGUGAUGGAUAUCUGGCUGGUUGCUUGGUUGCGUAAUUAUGUCAUGGCUUUGGGAGAGCAUAAGAAAAAAAAAGGCGUUAGUAUAAGGCCCUGAUAAUUAAUUUGUGAAAAUUUGUGUUUACGAUAGUAGUUGGUCGAUAAUGCCUCUUCUUUUUGUUUAUUGUAAUUUUGUUACUGGUGCUUUCAUUUGGAUCUAUAGGAUGAUGAAAGAGAAGAAAGAAACAAAAGAGUUGGUUUCUUGUAAGUGCUUAAACUGAAAUAUAAAUGGAUGUCAAGAUUAAAUGAAAGUUCAAGCUCGGUUCCCAGCU